AUGCACGUUCUCUCCAUCCUGCCCGCUCUGGGCUUUGCGUCUUUGGCUUCGGCCAAAUAUACCUUGCACGAAGAUUAUGGCACCAACAGCUCUUUCUUCGACAAGUUCGACUUCUUCACGGUACGUCGAUCGCAGACCUCGUUGGAAGGCUGGACUAAUUCAAACCAGGACUCCGAUCCCACCAACGGCUACGUGGACUAUGUCAGUCGCAAUGUUGCCGAGAGUAAGGGUCUGAUCAACGCCUCUACCAGCAAUGGCGUGUACAUUGGCGUGGAUCACUCCAACACCGCCAGCAAGCCCGGCCGUAAGAGUGUCCGCCUGGAAAGCACCAGUACAUACCAGCACGGCCUGGUGAUCCUCGACCUCGCCCACAUGCCCGGUAGCGUGUGCGGCACCUGGCCCGCCUUCUGGAUGCUGGGCUCGGACUGGCCCUCGCACGGCGAAAUCGACAUCAUCGAGGGCGUCAACGACCAAUCUGAGAACCAAAUGGCUCUCCACACCAGCGACGGAUGCACCGUCAAGAACACCGGCUUCAGCGGCAACCUCGACACCGACAACUGCUACGUGGAUGCGGAUGGCCAGUCGGCCAACGCCGGCUGCGCAAUCAUGAGCUCUGAUACCAAGUCCUACGGAAGCGGAUUCAACGACGCUGGCGGCGGUGUUUACGCAACUGAAUGGACGGGCGAUGCCAUCUCGGCCUGGUUUUUCCCCUCCAGCUCCAUUCCCAAGGACAUCACCGCCGGAUAUCCCGUCCCAAGCAGCUGGGGCACCCCCGCUGCCAAGUUCGCCGGCUCCUGCGACAUCGACAAGCACUUCAAGGACCUCCAGAUUGUCUUUGACAUCACUUUCUGCGGAGACUGGGCCGGUGAAGAAAGCGUCUGGUCUUCCUCCUCCUGCUCUAGCAAGGCAAGCACUUGCAACGACUACGUCCAGAACAACCCCUCCGCCUUCGAGGAUUCAUACUGGCGCCUCAACUCACUCAAGGUCUACCAGGAGUCCAAGUCCUCUGGUCUGGACCUUGAUGUUGACGUUGAUAUCGAUCUCGACCUUAGUCUCGGCAAUGGCAAGCGCACUGCGCCUUACCUGCGCCCUGGACCUCGCCCUAAGCACCACCGCGAACGCCGUCACGGCCACGGCCACGGCCACGGCCAUGCUUAG
Molecule: messenger RNA, 1158 nt
Organism: Penicillium olsonii
Lineage: Eukaryota; Fungi; Ascomycota; Eurotiomycetes; Eurotiales; Aspergillaceae
Source: the annotation of a GenBank genome assembly